Messenger RNA from Eleginops maclovinus (Patagonian blennie), 6228 nucleotides. It is a transcript of the gene celf1, whose product is annotated as cugbp, Elav-like family member 1. The record is from RefSeq and is a predicted model, not a curated record. Gene Ontology annotation, biological process: mRNA splice site recognition; regulation of alternative mRNA splicing, via spliceosome. Gene Ontology annotation, cellular component: nucleus; ribonucleoprotein complex; cytoplasm. NCBI's taxonomy places the organism in Eukaryota, Metazoa, Chordata, Actinopteri, Perciformes, Eleginopidae. Bases 346 to 1980 code for a protein of 544 amino acids. Gene Ontology annotation, molecular function: mRNA 3'-UTR binding. The transcript is spliced from 14 exons.
CCAGCAGCCCCCCAUGAUCUGCAUGCAGUGGUCAGACCCGUCCCAGAACCUGGAAAGCCAACCUAAAGGCCUGUCACUUUGUGUCUGUCAUUUGUUCCUCCAUCUCAAAGGAAGGCGGUGCAGCCACACUGUGUUUGUUGUGUUUGUGUUCCAGUGGACGGGUUCUCCAUGUGCAUCAGUUUGUUGCGACACACUGUUUUUCUCUUCCGUUUGUGCACUGUUAUACCCUUCACCAGGGACCUACCAAUAAGUGUACCGUCUGGAGUUUACCACCAGCAUCUGAUCACUGCGUCCAGUUAGUGCCACUGUCCUGUUGUGUUCAGAGAAGGAGAAAGAAACGGCAUCAUGGCUUCUUUUAAGUUGGAUUUCCUCCCUGAGAUGAUGGUGGAUCACUGCUCUUUGAAUUCUAGUCCUGUGAACAAAUUGCAGUGCCGGUUCGACAUGUGCGAGCCCCGCUGCUUCUUUGGUUUUGAAGUGAAUGCGCACGUUAACGGUAGCAUUGCUACAGACUAUGCAAAUGGGAAGAAGAUGAACGGGUCUCUGGAUCACCCCGACCAGCCAGACGUUGAUGCCAUCAAGAUGUUUGUGGGACAGAUUCCUCGCUCCUGGUCGGAGGAGCAGCUCCGGGAACUAUUCGAGCCGUACGGAGCCGUCUACGAGAUAAACGUUCUCCGAGACCGCAGCCAGAACCCUCCACAGAGCAAAGGCUGCUGUUUUAUAACGUACUAUACUCGCAAAUCAGCCCUGGAAGCACAGAACGCUCUGCACAACAUGAAGAUUCUUCCAGGGAUGCACCACCCAAUCCAGAUGAAGCCCGCUGACAGCGAGAAGAACAAUGCAGUGGAAGACAGAAAGCUGUUUAUUGGAAUGAUCUCCAAGAAGUGUAACGAGAAUGACAUCCGGCUGAUGUUCUCUCCGUACGGACAGAUAGAGGAGUGCCGGAUACUGAGGGGCCCCGAUGGGCUCAGCCGGGGAUGUGCAUUUGUGACGUUCACAGCCAGACAGAUGGCCCAGUCAGCCAUCAAGUCAAUGCACCAGUCCCAGACCAUGGAGGGCUGCUCCUCGCCCAUCGUGGUGAAGUUUGCAGACACUCAGAAAGACAAGGAGCAGAAGCGCAUGGCUCAGCAGCUGCAGCAGCAGAUGCAGCAGCUCAGUGCUGCCUCCAUGUGGGGGAACCUCACCGGCCUCAACAGCCUGGGGCCACAGUAUCUGGCACUCUACUUACAGCUGCUGCAGCAGUCAGCCACCCAGGGGAACGCACUCAACAACCUGCACCCAGUUUCAGGUCUUAAUGCCAUGCAGAACCUGGCCGCUUUAGCAGCAGCAGCCACUGCCACACAGGCCACGCCCACAGGCUCCAGCGUCAUGACAACCUCUAGUAGCCCACUAUGUGCAUUAACAAGCUCAGGCUCCUCCCCCACCUCCAGCAGUAACUCCUCAGUGAACCCCAUGGCCUCUCUGGGGGCCCUGCAGUCCCUCGCUGCUGGUGCUGGAGCCGGCCUCAACAUGGGCUCCCUGGCAGGCAUAGCAGCGCUGAAUGGCAGCCUGGGCUCUGGAGGUCUGUCUAACGGCUCAGGAAACACAAUGGAGGCUCUGAGCCAGGCGUACUCCGGCAUCCAGCAGUACGCCGCUGCCGCCCUGCCCAGCCUCUACAACCAGAGCCUGCUGUCCCAGCAGAGCGUGUCCGCCGCAGGCAGCCAGAAGGAAGGUCCAGAAGGAGCCAACUUGUUCAUUUACCACCUGCCGCAGGAGUUUGGAGACCAGGACCUGCUCCAGAUGUUCAUGCCCUUUGGAAAUGUCAUCUCUGCUAAAGUCUUCAUCGACAAACAGACAAACCUCAGCAAGUGUUUUGGAUUUGUGAGCUAUGACAACCCCGUGUCCUCGCAGGCCGCCAUCCAGUCCAUGAACGGCUUCCAGAUCGGCAUGAAGCGGCUGAAGGUGCAGCUGAAGCGCUCAAAGAACGACAGCAAGCCUUACUGAACACUUAGCUAGGCAGGGUGCUGUCAUGGUAAGUGGAGUAUGACUAACGGAGCCUGGUCCACUCAGAACUCUCUAUGCAUUACAGGGUGCCGCUGCUCUGCCUCUCUGGGCUCUCACAUGUCCAAGCAGCGAGUCACAUGACGGAAGAGCUUUCAGGCUACACUGGAUUGUUCCUGUGUUAUGUUGUGGUUUGUGCACUUUGUUUUCUUUUCACUAACAAGACAAACAGGUGUCUUUUUUUUUAAAGUUGAAAUGUUAUCAGUUUGCUGUGGUACUUUAUACACAUAAGAGUUGAUUGUUAGGACGUGUUGCACAUGUUUGGUCAGAGCCGUGCCAAAUCCAUCUGUGCCCCCCCCCCCCCCCCCACACACACACACACUCAGCAUUAUGCUCCUGAUGAACAGAACUCAUAACUAUGUUUACUUUACAAUUUCUCAAGCCUAAAUGGCUGUCUUCCCUGCCUUUAUAUUUGACCCAUGUAUUAUCUCUUAAAGGAGAGACAGUGAUAAACACAGACAUGAGCUGUCAGGGUCAGGGUACAGAGGCUGACUGUUCAUGAGGAGGAGGUCCACUCAAACAUGCACACAGACUUUAGACAUAUUAACCCUCAGUGUGAGUUUGCAGCAUGUGUGUGUGUGUGUUGCAGUUGUGCAGCAGUGUGAUGCUGUGGACAUCUCCGAGCUGAAGGAACCCUCCUGCUGACUGCUGAUUGGCUUAGCAAGGCGCCUAUAGGUUUACCUGUAGUCAGCACUGGCUGGAAUUGGUUUCUGUAUGACGUGGAUAUAACAGAGUGGUGCAGGAAUGAGUCCUAAAACCCUGGAUAUAAGUUAGCAUUUUACAACAUCCAAUCCCCUCGUCUCAUUUGUUCCGAACUUUUGGGGAUUUGGAAACCUGAAAUAAGGUCUGUGGUUAACACAAGCAACACAUAUUUUUCAUGUGUUUCCUACAUGAAAAAUAUACCAUAUAAAACACGUGAGUAAACCCCCCACUGGUGAAGGUCUGAAGCUUGUAUGGGCUAACAACUGUCUAAAUGAGACUAAACGUCAUCACACCAGACAUUAGCCGCCGUUAGCUUAGCGGUGCUGAUGUGAAGUCAUGUGACUGCUGCAGUUCCUUUAUAGGAAGUUAGUUUUUUACUUCUGGUGAUAGCAUUUACACUUUAAACAACAUAAAGUAAUGUUAAUAUGCUGAAUAAAAGGUAUAACUAGCAUAAACAUGUGUUUGCCACAGAUCUUAUUUUCUGCAAUAUUUCAAAAUCAGAGGAACAAUUCCAUUGCGUUUCUUCGCUAGCUUUUGGGUUUUGUCGACCUACAAAAAUACAUAAUCACUGCACCACUCUAUAGCUACUGUCAUUUAUUGCACUCUUUUACCUGGACGUCAGACGGACAGAGCAUGAUUCAGUGGAGCUCCUCCUGUGCUGUCAGCUGUACCUGGCAAUACUGUGAAGUUUAAACCAAACAUGAUAUGUCUGUUUCCCUCAUCUGAAUAACCAGAGUCUGUCUGAUGCACAUUUAAUGCUUUGUUUGAAUCUAUUUUAUGGUUUUGGCUACGUUCUACCCUGGUGUUGUGUAAAGAAUCAUCAACACCCCUCAGCAACUGUCCGGCUAGCUAGCAGCUAGCUCACAGAGGGCUACACCGCUGUGUCUCUCACUGAACUUAUUCAUAUCAAUGUCAACUUGCCCAAGGCAAACCUGUUAGAUGUGCAAGAUAUUGUUUUAUUUAAUUUUAUAGAACUAGGAAGUGAGACAAUUGUUGAGCUGUAUAUUUAAACUAUUAUGCCUUUUCUAUUUUUGUAUAGGUUUUAUACUUCCCCUGUGUGUCGGGGAACUAUUUAUUGCCUAAAUUAUUUAUCUGAAUUGAAAUUUUUUUGAAAGUCAAAUGUUCAGUCCAACAGCUGAACUUGAUCUCCGUGUGUGUGUCUUCUCCCUGCCUGUUUGGUGAUGUGUACUUUGUGUCAGUGUGGCAUGGACUGUGUGUGUAGGACCCAUCUGGUACACACUUCUUACAUCUCUUUCUGUCAUACAUGCCUUCAUCUGAAUAAACCACUCAUUUUACAAAAACACAGGGAGCAUAGUUUGUUCUAAAGGUCAACAUGUGUCUGUCCUGUCUUCAUGUGAGGAAGAGUGCGAUCUCUUUCAUUGUUAUCCACUUUACACCGGGCCAGGUCCUGGUCCAAGUUCUAGAAUUGGGACUAGACCAUCAAACGUCACCACGAGGAUUACUGUCACUCCCUGUGUUCCCACUGGAAGAGUCUUACUGUACCAAAGCAUUCUUUAAAUUGCACAAACAUCAUAACUGUGAGUGGGUGUGUGUGAUUUGGUGUGUGUGUGUGUGUGUGUGUGUGUGUGUGUGUGUGUGUGUGUGUGUGUGUGUGUGUGACAGAUUAGACAAAAGAGGAGCUUCCAGAAGGUAAACUAAAAAGGGUUGAGUGUUGUUUAAGAGAGAUUCACAGAUUUAAAUGUUACGAGCCAAUAUCAUUUUCUAUCUUAUUAAGAAGCUUAUCUGAUAUCAUACACAAACAACUGUUGCCCCUGUUGUUUACACCUUGUUUGUCCUUUAAGGGCAACUUUACUGCUGGUACAUUUUCUGAGUGAACAGGGGUCAGCUGAAUCCCUCUCAGGGUCUGUCUCUAUGGCUCAUCGUUCAGGAAACUUCCCUUCAUGUUCAUCAGACGUCAACAGUGACACAUUUUGUUCUUCUGUCUGAGCAGUACAUUUUUACUGUGGCACACCAGCUUAAUGUCUUGAAUUAACAGAAACAUAUUUAAAAGGAGUAAAAAAAUAAAAAGUAAAACAUAAUAAUGAAAAGACCAAAACCAAGAAGGUCUCUGGCUGUCUUUGGGGCACAUUCAUCCGGACCACCUUAGGUUUCUCAGUUGGGAAAAUAGUGCAUUUGUUUGGGACUAUUUUCAGCGGUGGGUUAGUCCACAUUUAGAGUUCUUGUGAUAUUUCUGGAAGCCACAGGUUUAUAUUUAUUCCUCUGUGACAUUAGUAUGCCAAUCAUCAAGCAACAACAAUGUGACUGUGACACAAAUCAGUCCUGAUCAAAGUGAACCCAUCCACUGUCUCAAGAGCUUACUAAAAUAUACUCAAACUAUAAGCUGAUUCUAUGGUAGAGAAAAUGCAACAUAUGCACAAAGGUUAGCUGUGACAGCAAUUAUGCUUAAACAUGCACUACUGCUAAUAUGGUAUAUUUAAAAUAAAACAAUGUAAAGCACUUCUCAAAUCCAUUCCUUCAUCAGUCAUUUGGAGUAGCAUUGUUGUGGAACAUUUACAUUUUUAUUCUCAUCAAUUUUAAUUGCAAUAUCUGAAUACCAUUGAACCCUUAAUAGAUAAAAGCAGAUCAGUAUUAAAUAUAAUAUAUUAUUAUUAUUAUUAUUGUGAUUAUUAUAGCAGUCGACCUCUCCGGAUGGGAUUGUUUAUCUCUGUUGAACCUGCAUGUUGUCAUCGAUUCUGUGCUGGCCUUGUGUUUCAAAUGUCGUGUGUGUGUGUGUGUUUGUGUGGCUCAUCCUCUGUCCCUGACACUGAUGUUUUCUCAUUCUUACCCCCCCCCGUCUGUGUUCCAUUGCAGUUUCAUUUAGUGUGUCUCCCUGUUGUGUUUUCUUUUUGUUUUCUCUAGAUCUCUUCCUGUUUGCCCUAGCAUGUCGCUGUGGCGUCACUUCAUCGUCCAGUCCUUGUCUUCUGCUCUUCUCUGACGUUUCCAAUGUCACACUGACCUUGUUUUUGGCAUUGAUUACCAGGAGGUUGUGUGUUGUUGUCAUCCAUUCUGUUUGUCCUCUGUCCCGCCAGCCGGGGAAGACUGCCCCUGGAAACGUUUAAGGGUUCCUUUCAAAAUUGUUACAGCCAAACAGAGAAUCUAUUUUUCUAGAACUGACACAUAACCAGUAGUUUUUCCAAAAUCAGUUUGAGCGAAGGGUGACUUUAACUUAUUGCUGUGUUGUGGGCAGUCCUCCAGAGCUCUGUGUGUGUGUGUGUGUGUGUGUGUGUGUGUGUGUGUGUGUCACAUGUUGUUAUUGGUCAUUUAAUGCUAGGCUAGCAGAGGGUUCCAGUAGAGAGAUGUUCUGAGGACUGAAAGCACAGCUGCUGUUCUGCUCUGUGAGAAUCACACACAAUCCAGAGGGACUUUUGUCACAUAAAUACAGUGUAUUUAGUAUGCAUGUUUUUGUAUUAUCUGCACUGAAAUUGUGAUCUAAAUUGUGUUAAAUUAAAUUAUGAAUAAACUGGUGCCAAAUGUUUUGCACAAUCAGUA